Molecule: messenger RNA, 1247 nt
Organism: Oncorhynchus tshawytscha (Chinook salmon)
Lineage: Eukaryota; Metazoa; Chordata; Actinopteri; Salmoniformes; Salmonidae
Product: urokinase plasminogen activator surface receptor-like
Exons: 6
Coding region: 43-810 (255 amino acids)
Source: RefSeq, a predicted model, not a curated record
AACAGGCAUUUGUUGUACUGGUAAUCAUUGCUUCAGCUCAGAAUGAAACACACCAUCAUUCUCUUACUGGCUUGUAUGCUGCUCUGCAUUGCCGUCUCUUGUUCAGCCGCUCUGCAGUGUUUCACCUGUAAAGAUCCAGCAGACACCCACUGCUUAGAACAAACCCUGGAGACCUGCAGUGAUGGACAAGUGUGUUCCACAAACUCCAGCAGCUCUCUGCAAUCCUCCGCUGUUAAUGACAGAGGACGCAUCCAUUUUAGCAUUUGGGACGUUGACAUUGAUAUCCGCUGGGGAAAAGACCGUACAGCAACCAACCCCAACGUUGUUUCAAACUCAAGUAUCAAUGAGAGGAUCGUGAAGGGAUGCAUGGAUGACCAUUUUUGUCAGUCAAGCCCCAAAAUGUCUUUGAAUAUCGGUUUCCAUCAAUUCACUUCUUCGUGCUGCAAUUCAUCUGGCUGCAACAGUGACACUUUCUCUGACAACCCCCACAAUGGACUUGAGUGUUUUUCUUGCACUGAUCCAGAAGAUGAGGUUUGUAAUCAGGCUGUGACCUGCCAGGGAGUUCAGGAUCACUGUCUUAAUGACACAGUGACAGCAAGUAAUGGUCGGUCUGUGACUCUUCGAGGCUGUGUCUCCAGGAGUAUGUGUGGUUCCGGUUCUGGUUCUGACUCUGGUUCUGUGUCCUGCUGUGAGGGAAGUCUCUGCAACAGAAACAGGGCUAUGAAUUCCGCUCAGCCUGUAGCACUUACAGUCCUCGCUCUGCUAGUUGGGAUAACAACCACCACACUUCUACAAUCAGUCGAUCAAUGAAUAUCUUGAUUGGGGUUUCUUGAGGAUUUGCAUAUUUUUCUCACGCGGAUUAGUUAUGUGGGCAUCUACUUCUGGGGCUAUCACACUCUGUGUUGUCCAAAGUGUAACAACCUUGUCACUCCCUGACCCACUAGAGUACUGUGGGAUCUGUUGCUUGUUGCUCAUCAGAAGGCUGCUGAUUAUAACAAUUCUGACCAACAAAAGACUACUUGAUGGUGUUGGACAGAAACUCUUCUGAAAUGAUGCAUUUCAUUUAUUAAACUUGGAGGUUGUGUUGAGUGAUGAAAUUAUGGGUAUUCUAACUUUCUUUUCUUUUAAUCUAGCCUGUUAGAUUACUGUAAAGCUCUUGGUGGUCUAAGAUGGGUUACUGUAAAGCUCUUGGUGGUCUAUGAUGGGUUACUGUAAAGCUCUUGGUGGUCUAUGCCAGGUUACUGUAA